Molecule: messenger RNA, 3305 nt
Organism: Zonotrichia albicollis (white-throated sparrow)
Lineage: Eukaryota; Metazoa; Chordata; Aves; Passeriformes; Passerellidae
Source: RefSeq, a predicted model, not a curated record
AUGUGUAAGGGGCUGUACCAGCAAACCAACAAGCAGGUCCAUGAGGUCCAGUCUUACAUGGGGCACCUGGAGACUUCAGACAAGGAGUCAGUGCACUUGGUAGAGAAUGAGAUUCAGGCAAGAAUAGACAACAUAUUCAGCAACCUGGAACGUCUGGAAAUCCUGUCCAGCAAAGAACCUCCCAACAAGAGGCAGAGUGCCAAACUGCGAGUGGACCAGCUGAAAUACGACGUGCAGCACCUGCAGACAGCCCUGAGGAACUUCCAGCACCGCCGGUACCUGCGGGAGCAGCAGGAGAGGCAGCGGGAGGAGCUGCUGGCCCGCACCUUCACCACCAAUGACUCUGACACCACCAUCCCGAUCGACGAAACCUUGCAGUUUAAUGAAUCCCUGCAGAGUGCCCACCGAGGCAUGGAUGAGCUUAUUGGCAGUGGCACCAACAUCCUGGCUGGGCUGAGAGACCAGAGAGUCACUUUAAAGGGCACCCACAAGAAGAUCCUGGACGUUGCCAACAUGCUGGGGCUGUCCAACACGGUGAUGCGGCUGAUCGAGAAGCGCGCCUUCCAGGACAAGUUCCUCAUGCUGGGGGGCAUGGCUGUCACCUGCCUCAUCAUGUUCCUUGUUGUGCAGUACCUGACAUGAGCUGCUGGCCUCCUGCAAGAGGACUGACUGCCUCCAGAACUGAAUUUCCUCUGGGUGCUGCUUUGGAUGAGCCCUUCCCGUGGACUUCAGAGUUUACAAAUCCCGCUGGGACAGCGUCAUGUGGAAGGCACGUUGGGAAAUGGAUGUGUCAGGAAAUGGGAGGGACACUGUGCUUGAGAAUGGCCCUGUGAAAAUAAGCCCUGGCCUUUACUGCUCUCCCCUCAAGCCUGCAGGUUAAUAGGAAGCAGAAGUGAACGUUGUGCCCAGCUGUAGCAAGGCAGGAAUGUCCCUUUGGGCACACAGGGAUGGGAGGAUGCAGAGGCACAGCCUAGGAUGCUGCCAGUCUUUCUGACCUGACCCCCUGCAUUUUGCAGUGCAAGAAUGGCACAGAGAAUUUCAGUGUUCAUGGGACUGAGUGUGCAAAAAGAUCUGGGAAGUGAAGGGCUCCCAUCUGCUUGGAGGAGGAUGUGUGGGGAGGAGUCUUAGAACGGUUAUGACCUCAGUGAACUUCACACACAGUAUCACCCAGCACACAUCUCUCUGGUUUAGGCUGAAAUGCUGCUCUGCUCCUCUGAGGGAUGUUCUGGUGCCUCUCUCUGCCACUCUUCCUCCUGCUUCCACUGGGAUGCACAUCAGGCCUGUGGCAUCUCCCUGGGCCUCCUGCCAAAUGCAGCCUCCAAAACUGAGAUUGUUAAUGCUGCAGCACAGAGCUUUGGGGAGCUGUGUUCAUUUGCUGAGGUGCAGGUUGGGUUUGGGGCUCUGGAGCUGGAAAUUCUGAGUGGAUGGAGCAGUUGAGUCUCCCUGUACUCCCUGGAGGUGUGGGGUUGUUCAGAGCUGGAGCAGGUUCUGCACACCUGAGUAAUGGUGGGAUCAGCACAACAGGCCCUGGCACUGAACAUCAGCUUGGUCAGGAGAGUUUCCUCAACUCUGUGCCUUGGCAUGGAGAAUCCCCACCCUUGGCAAGAGCAUUCCUGUGCUGCCCUUUGCACCCGUGGAGUUCCUGUGAGGGACACUCAGCUGUGUCACCUCCUGGGGUGGUGCUGGCUCACACUCAUCCCUUUGGGCUCAUUCCCUGGCCCAGUGAAACUGGAGCUGUGAGAUCCUGGCACUGCUUCCCCUGCAGCCUGGGGGUGUGUGAUGGAGGUGGCAUUUUGGGAUCAUCCAUUUCAGUCACCCUGCAGAUCCAUUCCCAUCCCCAUGUGUGACAGUUCUGGAGCGUUCCCUGGUGUCUGACAGUGGCACAGAUGGGUCAUACAGAGAUGAUGCUGGCAAUUCCUUCCCUCUUUCCUGUCUGGAAUGGUUGUGGGUCUCUGAAUUAAUAAGUAAUCACAAGCUCUACAUUCUGCUGACUGCACCGAGCUUUGCUUUUAUUAUGUGUUGCAAACUGAGAGAAAGGGUUUUAAUAACUGAAAAAAAUGUUAGAAUGAAUUUUAGGGACUGUGGGCCAUGGGACAGGGCCAUGCUGGUGAGCAGAGCUGAGUGACCAGUGGCCCCUGUUCAUGGGCUUCUCCAUGUGUUUGAUACUUUCCUGCUAUUUCUCCAAGUGUUUCCUGCUCUUGGAGUUCCCCAUCUGUCCAGGUUUUCCAAGGAAAUACUGCAGCAAAGCAAGCAUGGAGCUGGUUUUCAUUUGAGCCCAAGGAAUUAAGGAAUGAAAAGGAAAAGAGGCAAUCUGCAGUGAUGGAGCAUCUGUCUGGCUGUGUAACAGAAAUCAUAAAUCCAAAUUUGCCUGAAAUUUAUUUUGGAUAUGAAAUCUGAUGGAUUCAGCCCUUGAGAGGGCAGCUGAGCACUUGCAGGGGGUCCCUGGGAAAUGUCAGUUCUGAUGAACUGAUGUGGUUCCACUGGAUUUUAGUGUUGGGGUUUAAGGGUCCCUGGGAAAUGUCAGUUCUGAUGAACUGAUGUGGUUCCACUGGAUUUUCCAGUGUGGGGGUUUAAGGCUGUCACUGUUUGAAGUUUCAGGGUUUGUCUUUCAUCAAGGUGGGACUCUGGCCAAUCUCUCUCCUUUUGGGCUAUGGUAGGAGCCAUAAAAUACUUGGAACUGGAUUUUUCUUCUGUUUCUGAGCCUAGCUUGCCAUUUUAAUAGAUAUUUUCCUGUUGAUUUAUUUUGCCUCUGGACUCUCUUGUCCCUGCACAGAUUUCCUCUUGGUGAGCCAAGUGUCCUUGCUGCCCAUGACACCCAAAGGUGACACUUGGGGCUUGAAGGAACCACCUAAGCUGGAUGUGGGGACAUGUGACAUCAGAAAUGUUUGUGGUGCCUGUAAAUCCAAAGAGAUUCCAAGGAAAUCUCAGGUGGAUUGUGUGAAACCCAAAAACCCCAUGGCAGUGGGACAGGGGUGCUUCCUUCAAGCCCCACAUUUCCCCUUUGGCUGCAGUGGGACUGAGCUGGAGCCCUGCUGGGAUUGUGGCUGUGCCAGAGGAAAUGAGCUGGAGGCUUUGCUGCUGCAGCUUGGUGGUGUUUCCUUCCUCAGCAAACACCUCACUCACUUCUGCUUCCAAACUGUGGCACGAGUCCAGCUCUGGGGUGAGCUGGUCUCAGGAGGGGACUGUGGGAAUUCACUUGCCUCUGGAAUAAAACUUUUUAUUUUACCAGUAUUUUAUACAUAAAGGAACGAGGGUGGGACGUGAUUCAUGUGAUGUUCUGUGAAUAAAGAUUUUUUUCAACCAAA